Messenger RNA from Necator americanus (New World hookworm), 666 nucleotides. RefSeq lists its product as uncharacterized. The record is from RefSeq and is a predicted model, not a curated record. NCBI's taxonomy places the organism in Eukaryota, Metazoa, Nematoda, Chromadorea, Rhabditida, Ancylostomatidae. The transcript is spliced from 6 exons. The coding region runs from base 1 to 666 and encodes 221 amino acids.
AUGAUAAGACUGUUGCUACUCGCUUUUCUGUUGUGCUGGUUUUUAUCGCACGUCCCUCCUCUAUGUGAAGCUAGGGAAGGUGGAGGCGGUGGCAGUGGCAGAGGAGGACGAGGUGGUGGAGAACGUGGAGGUGGUGGUGGAGGACGCGGUGGCAGUGGAGGUCGAGGUGGUGGUGGAGGACGCGGUGGCGGUGUAGGUCGAGGUGGCGGUGGAGGAGGCGGUUGGGGCGGUGGAGGAGGCCGUGGUGGUCGCGGCAGCGGUGGCGGUGGCGGAGGAGGCCGCGGUGGCGGUGGCGGAGUAGGACACGGUGGCGGUGGAGGAGGCGGUUGGGGCGGUGGAAGAGGAGGAGGCGGAGGAGGCGGAGGUGGCAGACACGAUCAUGGAUGGGGAGGACACGACCAUUCUCAUGAACACUCCCAUCAUGACCACUUUCACGGAGGAGGAGGAGGCAGAGGAGAUUACUGGAGAGGUCCGGGAAUUGGCGGUGGAGGCCUUGGACUGUUGGGGCUAUAUGGGUUAUCUAUGAUGUCACCAUAUCAAAACUAUGGUUACUCUCCUUGCAAUGCACAAUUAUUCUCUUCUUCGAAUGGUAUUCCGAUGUUCGCCUGCGACUGUCCACCGUAUGGAAUCUCAUACCAGCAAUACGGUUGUCGGAUGCCUAUUUAA